Paramisgurnus dabryanus is the source of this 2284-nucleotide messenger RNA. RefSeq names its product solute carrier family 1 member 3a (gene slc1a3a). Gene Ontology annotation, molecular function: L-glutamate transmembrane transporter activity; neutral L-amino acid transmembrane transporter activity; glutamate:sodium symporter activity. Gene Ontology annotation, biological process: L-glutamate import across plasma membrane; D-aspartate import across plasma membrane; L-aspartate import across plasma membrane. Lineage: Eukaryota; Metazoa; Chordata; Actinopteri; Cypriniformes; Cobitidae. The record is from RefSeq and is a predicted model, not a curated record. Gene Ontology annotation, cellular component: plasma membrane.
UCUUUUACACUCCCUCCACGCUUGCAGUCCUGCCUGUGCAAACUCUUCCCUUCCCUUCAAAGUACACGCUUCUCUCCAGCAAGCAUAAAGGACAGCUGCCAGAGAAACACUUGGACUCUGGCUGCACAGAAUCCUUUUAUUGUGAUUUAUCGAUCAUCGGAUCAGACUGAUUCGGAUUAAACGCAUUACAAAGCGUCUGGUGAAUCUCCAGACAUGACGCAGAGCAACGGGGAGACGCGACUCCAGCGCAGCCGCGUGCAGCAGCUGCGGGACGGAAUCAACGCGAGAUCGCGGCGAGUGCGCUCGAGUGUACAGAACAUGAAAGCUGAUGACGUCAAAGGGUGCUUCAGGCGGAAUGCCUUCGUCAUCUUCACAAUCGCUGCCGUCAUUGUUGGUAUAAUUCUGGGUUUUGGACUGCGGCCGUAUAAGAUGUCUUAUCGGGAGGUGAAGUAUUUCUCUUUCCCUGGAGAACUGCUGAUGAGAAUGCUGCAGAUGUUGGUGCUCCCUCUACUGGUCUCCAGUUUAAUUACAGGUAUGGCCGCUCUGGACAGCCGAGCUUCAGGGAAGAUGGGUAUGCGAGCUGUAAUAUACUACACCACCACCACCAUCAUCGCCGUCUUCAUCGGGAUCGUCAUGGUCCUUAUCAUUCAUCCUGGAAAAGGAACCAAAGAUGAAUUCGCCAAACAUGAUAAAAUAGAACAAGUUAGUCCUGCAGACGCCUUCCUGGAUCUCAUCAGAAAUAUGUUUCCUCCCAAUUUAGUGCAAGCUUGUACACAACAGUUUAAAACCAAGUAUGCCAAGCGGGUGGUCACGGUAAAGAUUACAGUGAAUGAAACAUUGUUCAGUUUGAAUAACGGGUCAGAGGAGCUCAAACGCGAGGAGCUUAUACCGGUGUUGGGAACGGUUAAUGGAAUCAAUGCUCUCGGCCUGGUGGUCUUCUCCAUGUGCUUCGGCUUCAUUAUCGGAAGCAUGAAAGAGCAGGGUCAACCGCUACGCGACUUCUUCGACUGUUUGAACGAGGCCAUUAUGAGACUGGUCGCCAUUAUCAUGUGGUACGCUCCACUGGGCAUAUUGUUUCUGAUCGCAGGAAAGAUAGUUGAGAUGGACGAUAUAUCGUCAAUGGGAGGGCAGUUAGGGAUGUAUACUAUCACGGUCAUCAUUGGUCUGCUGAUACAUGCUGUCAUCGUACUUCCCUUGCUCUACUUUCUGGUGACACGUAAAAACCCAUUUGUGUUCAUUGGUGGUCUACUACAAGCCCUCGUCACGGCCCUCGGUACCUCAUCCAGCUCUGCCACUUUGCCCAUCACCUUUAAAUGUCUGGAGGAAAAUAACGGUGUGGAUAAACGCGUGACUCGCUUUGUGCUGCCGGUCGGAGCCACUAUAAACAUGGAUGGUACGGCUCUGUAUGAGGCUCUGGCUGCCAUCUUCAUCGCACAGGUCAAUAACAUGGACAUGAACUUUGGACAGAUUUUAACCAUCAGUAUCACAGCAACGGCUGCCAGUAUCGGUGCAGCUGGAAUCCCUCAAGCUGGCCUGGUUACUAUGGUGAUAGUGCUGACCUCUGUGGGACUGCCCACCGAUGAUAUCACUCUUAUUAUCGCUGUUGAUUGGUUCCUGGAUCGAUUGCGCACAACCACUAAUGUUUUGGGAGACUCUAUUGGUGCUGGCAUUGUGGAGCACCUGUCGCGUCACGAGUUGCGCUCUAUGGACGCUGAGCUCGGAAACUCUGUGGUGGAGGAGAACGAGACCAAGAAAUCCUACCAGCUAAUAUCUCAGGAGAGCGAAUGCGGGAAUGCCAAGAUCCCUGACAGCGAGACCAAAAUGUAGACACCUGUUUUUCUGAGGAGUUUUAUUCAUGGAAAACUGGAGUUUUGUACAAACAUUAGUGACUUAGCCAGACACUAGUGAUGUCCGACAUUCAUCUCAAAUCUUUUAUAUACCUUUCAAAGACAUACAGAUGUGUUGAAAAGACCACUGUAGAACCAGAUGUGAAUGUGUGCAGUGCUCAAGGGUCCUUUUUACUCUGUAGAUUUAGUAAACUAAUUUUUAUUAGGAAUAUUAUUAAUUAAUCUAGAUGCAGGUUUGGUUUUAGUUGUUCAAUAGAAACUGAAUACCAUCAUGGAAGAAAUUUGUUUAAAAAACUUCAACUUAAAUUUGAAUAAAUAAAAGUUAAAUUCAUCAUAAUCUGCUCAGUUAUGCACAAAACGGAGUAAUGCACAGGUACGUGUAAUAAUCCUGAAGUUGGUGAUGAUCAUGAAACACAAGACAUGUAACAGGUCAUUUU